Molecule: messenger RNA, 879 nt
Organism: Helianthus annuus (common sunflower)
Lineage: Eukaryota; Viridiplantae; Streptophyta; Magnoliopsida; Asterales; Asteraceae
Product: ATP-dependent DNA helicase pif1-like
Exons: 1
Coding region: 1-879 (292 amino acids)
Source: RefSeq, a predicted model, not a curated record
AUGAGGUUAACCGUUGGAAGACCUACAUUUGAAGUUAAAGAGAUCAAUAAUUUUGCAAAAUGGUUGUUGGACGUUGGUGAGGGAAAUGUUGGUGGUUCCAAUGAUGGAGAAGCAAUAAUUGAAAUACCACAUGAGCUUUUAAUUGACAGCACAUCUGACCCAAUUUCUAGCCUGAUUGAUUUUGUCUAUCCGUCAAUCUUGGAAAACUACAAUGAUCGUAAUUACUUUAGUACUAGAGCUAUACUUGCGCCUAAGAAUGAGGUUCAUGAGAUUAAUGACAGAUUGUUGGCACUGUUCCCAGGUGAAGAAAAAGAGUAUCUUAGUUCUGACAGUCUAUGCCCUACUAAAGAUGGCAAUGCUGAUCAGCAAAAAAUAUACUCACCCGACGUGCUGAACGGUCUUAAAGUAUCUGGAUUACCAAAUCAUAGGUUAGUGCUUAAAGUUGGUGUUCCAGUAAUGUUGUUACGAAAUAUUGACCAACGAAAUGGUUUGUGUAACGGUACAAGGUUAAAGGUUACAAAACUUUACAGCCGUGUAAUUGAAGCUGAGAUAAUUUCUGGUGGAAAUAUUGGUUCUCAGACAUUCAUACCUAGAAUGAAUUUGGUACCUUCAGACAAAAAGAUUUCUUUUGCAUUUCAAAGGAGGCAAUUUCCAAUAACGGUAUGUUUUGCAAUGACGAUCAACAAAAGCCAGGGCCAGUCGAUAUCUAAGGUUGGUUUGUACUUAAGACAACUAGUUUUCACACAUGGUCAAUUGUACGUAGCUUUAUCCAGGGUUACAAGACGAGAUGGAAUCAAGUUACUAAUACUUGACAAUGAAGGCAGACCUGCAAAUAAAACAAUGAAUGUUGUAUAUAAAGAGAUAUUCAAUGGCUUGUGA